Manacus vitellinus (golden-collared manakin) is the source of this 1104-nucleotide messenger RNA. RefSeq names its product inducible T cell costimulator ligand (gene ICOSLG). The transcript has 7 exons. Gene Ontology annotation, cellular component: external side of plasma membrane. The record is from RefSeq and is a predicted model, not a curated record. The coding region runs from base 69 to 977 and encodes 302 amino acids. NCBI's taxonomy places the organism in Eukaryota, Metazoa, Chordata, Aves, Passeriformes, Pipridae. Gene Ontology annotation, biological process: T cell costimulation; cell surface receptor signaling pathway; negative regulation of T cell proliferation.
CGGCCCACGGCGGGCAGCUGCCGGCUUGGCUUAGCUCAGCUCAGCUCUGCUCAGCUCAGCUCCGCACGAUGAAGCCGCGAGGUUAUGGAUUUCUGUUACUGCUCCUACAUCUUCUGAGAGCUGUUAUUGCACUAGAGAAGAAGAAUGUCAUCAGUAAACUCGGAGACAACGCUACACUAAGUUGUAUUUUUGACAAAAGAGACUUGCAAUUAAAAAAUCUACGGGUAUAUUGGCAAAUCGCCGAUCAAGUGAAGUGUUCAGUUGUGCAUGCACUGGUCUCUGGUCAAGACAACUACAGCAAUCAGUGUAUUCAUUUUAAAAACAGGACUCAAUUAUUCUGGGACAGGUUGGAAAAUGGUGAUUUUUCUCUACUACUACUUAAUGUCAGCCAGAGUGAUAAACAUACAUACAAAUGUAUAGUACAGGAGAAAAAAGAAUUUCCCAAAGUGGUUCACCAGGCAGAAGUGGUUCUCAGUUUAGCAGCUAGUUACAGCCAACCAAUACUCAGCGGACCAAUAAGAAACAGUACUGGAGAGGAGGUGACUUUCAGCUGCAGGUCUGGCAAUGGAUACCCAAAGCCCAAUGUUUAUUGGAUAAAUAAAAUGAACAACAGUCUCCUGAACGCAUCAUCGCUGGAGAUCAUCUCCCACGCCGACGGCACCUACAGCGUUUUCAGCACCCUGACGGUGAAAGCCACUUCCAACAUGCAAAUAGAGUGCUCCAUAGAAAAUGAAAUGCUGCAGGAAAAUCUAUCAGCCAACUACACGGAGCAGAAGCAAAGCAAUGGUUCUAGCACAGAAAACCUAGGGAAAAAAGGAAGACUUGCUCAAGCAGCUGGCAUCAUUUGCAUUGUCAUUCUGAUAGGCCUUCUAGCUGUUUUAAUCUGCUGGCUGUGGAGACGGAGGUCCUCCCAUCUGGUGUCCUAUACAGAUGUCCCACCAAAUGAAUACAAAGAAGGACCCAACCUGCCUGCCUAAAUGGAAAGUCUGCCAACAAUUUGGGCAGCUGGAGAUGUGUCAAGAGAAGCAUCACUCCCUGUCUCAAUGGCAGCACUGUUUGUAAUACAACUGAGAGAUUUCUGCCAAGAGAGAUGGCAAAAAAAAA